UUCAGGGUAAGGCUUGGGCACAUUCUGCAACAAAGCAGGAGAGACUGAAAUUAGCAGACAAAAGGAGAGUACAUUUGAGUGGGAUCUGCUUCUCUCAUGUGAUACCAACAUCACUAGUAUCGUCAUAUCGUAGCGUCACCUAACGUUUUGUCCUAUGUCACGCUCUGGACGAAUCCAGCAUCGACUCCAAGUCGGAUUCAGACAUGCUCGAAUUGUGCAGCAUUACUAGUAGUAUAUGGUACUGAAACCAAUUAUGCCGCCGGUUGGCAACCCACCGCAGCAGGGCGCCGCUUCUAAGCACAACCUCAGGAGGGCCCGCCCUGAUCUGCCUCGUCCCAUUGUGUACUACGUCCCGGUUGAUCCCUAUCGGGCGCCACAGCUUCCGGAUCAGCUCAGCCAGAGCUGCAAAGUUGUUCCAAGCCAGCUCGGUCACGGCUCCACCCGGUCCAAAAGAGACGUUGCAAUCUUCUUUGGAUGCAUCUUCGCAGCGGGUUAUUGCCUGGGGUACUCUGGCUUGACGAUCUUUAACGUGGGGGAGAGGUAAGGUGUAUGAAUGAGAAGAGGGUUGAGUUGUUGAGAGACUACCAAAGAAGGGUUGGAGAAGCCAAAGAGACAAUCAAAGCGGCCAAUGAUACCAGGCUGGAGAUGAGUCAGAGGCUCAACAAAACGAUUGACGAGCUGGUGUUGUGGCUGAAAACUCCUACAUCGAAAAGCAAUGAUGUUGAGAAAAAGCCCGGGGGCAAAGGCUCGCCGGCUCCACCAGGGACGGCAAGUUAACAGCUUCACUUCGACAAGCAUACUUAUGUCUUGUUUUUGGUGAUCAGUAGUGGUGACGAGAGCUCCUCGAGCAGAAGGACUGUAAGAGGCCGCUACUCUGUCCUGAUCUGGCUGUCUAUAGGACUAAAACGUGUUGUGUCGUACAGAAUCGUAGCAGUGUUUCCCCAGACAACCAGAUGCGGAUUGACAAGAUCAAUUUCUGUCGAACAUCUUCGAGAAUAUGAUUUUGGAGUCGUGUUUCAUCGGCCCAGGUUGAGUCCUCUGGUCGGGGCCCUACCAAUUUGCCAGGUCUAUUGAAGUCCGUCUACUGCAGAGUCGGGCCACGUGUUGUAGACAAGUUGCUGUACAUAUGAGAGACCCGAGAAAGCUCUGAAGCAGCUUGAGGUUGAUCAAGAGCAUGCAUAAGACUGUGCACUUAGAAUUUUACUUUCGAAACGCUCCCUUAUAUAGAAUCAGGUUGCUGCUAGAAAAGUGCUAGCUCUUCUAAACAUGUGCCCUCAUUGAAGUCCUGCGCGUCGUUUCAUCAUUUCUCAAACGACCUCAUCGUCUUCAUCGAUCAUGAGCAGCC
Messenger RNA from Klebsormidium nitens, 1345 nucleotides. Lineage: Eukaryota; Viridiplantae; Streptophyta; Klebsormidiophyceae; Klebsormidiales; Klebsormidiaceae. The record is from the annotation of a GenBank genome assembly.